Molecule: messenger RNA, 1203 nt
Organism: Erigeron canadensis
Lineage: Eukaryota; Viridiplantae; Streptophyta; Magnoliopsida; Asterales; Asteraceae
Product: putative nuclease HARBI1
Exons: 2
Coding region: 1-1203 (400 amino acids)
Source: RefSeq, a predicted model, not a curated record
AUGUCUACUUCAUCUUCAUCCAACGAAAUCAUCCUCCCACCUAUGCUACCCGACUUAUCAACGGGUAGUUCAUUUUUAUUUUUUAAAGACGCGUUAGCGGCGGUGGAAGAGCUAGAAGACUCGGGUUCCUCUAAUGACACCCGCGCAUACAUCGAGCGACAUCGAGAAGAAGCCCAUGAAAAGUUAAUGCGUGAUUAUUUCGCGAAACCGCCAAAAUUCGGCGAACGCUUCUUUCGACAUCGUUAUCGCAUGAGUAAACGGUUGUUUUUAAAGAUUGUUGGUGACAUUGAAGCUCAAUACCUGUAUUUCCAACAACAUACGGACUCAAGGAAUAGACAAGGUUUCUCGCUGAUACAGAAAUGCACGUCGGCAAUCAAGCAACUCUCGACCGGUGAACCAUCGGAGAACUUCGAUGAGUAUUUAUGCAUGGCCGAUCGCACGUCACGCGAAUGUCUUAUCAACUUUUGUGAUGCGGUCAUUAAUAUAUAUGGGCGCGAGUUUUUACGUAGGCCAACGUCCCAUGAUAUAGCUAUGAUCCAACAGGCGCAUGAAGCGCGACAUCAUCUUCCUGGGAUGCUUGGUAGUCUUGAUUGUACGCAUGUCGAAUGGAGGUAUUGUCUAAGGAGUUUGAAAAGGCAAUACACACGUGGGGAUCAUAAAGUCCCUACGAUCAUAAUUGAGGCUGUCGCUUCACAAGAUUUAUGGAUAUGGCAUUCGUUUUUUGGUCCUCCCGGGUCAAAUAACGAUAUUAAUGUGUUGAAUCAGUCGCCUUGUAUGACAAGGUGGUUUACGUUUGUUAAGGCUUAUCCACACCCUGUCGAUCCAAAAGAAAAGAAGUUCAAGAGAGUACAAGAAGCGGCAAGAAAAGAUAUUGAAAGGGUUUUUGGUGUUCUUAAGGGAAAAUGGAAGAUUUUGGAGCGCCGGAUUCGUUUUUACGAUUUAGACAAGAUCGGCAAAGUCGUCGAAGCGUGUUGUAUAUUGCACAACAUGAUCAUUAAGGACGACGGGAGGGCAAUUUCACCGGUUCAUAUAAUGGACCAACCGACACCGAUAGUGUAUGAUCCUAGCGUUUUACCGGAGUUGCAUGACGAAAACGUCCAUCAUCGUCUCCGGUAUGAUUUUACAGAGCAUGUAUCGGGUCUAGAUUUGGCAUACCUCGAUGACCCGACUUUUCAACCAACACCGAUUGAAGAUUUAAUUUAG